GCUACCAUAACAAUACCACAGAUUGGGUAGCUGAAACAACAAAAAUAUAUUAUUGUAAUUUGGCAUCUGGAGGCUGGAAGUCCAAGAGCAAGGUAUUGGCAGUUGGUUUCUGGUGAGAUCUGUCCUUGACUUGCAGAGGACCCAUUUUCUGGUUGUGUCCCCACAUGGACUUUAAUCUGUUGCACUCUCACACCUGAUACCUAUCUCUUAGACGCCAGUCCUGUUAAUUAAAAACACAUCCUUAUGACUUCCAUUUUAUCUUCAUUACUUCCUUGAAGGCCCUGUGUCCAAAUAUGGUCACAUUUUGAGUUAGGACUUCAACAUUAGGGGGAGCACAAUUCACUUCAUAACAACAAUAUAUCACCAAAUUAAAAAUUGAGGAAAAAAAUCAGUAGAUCAUGGAAGGGAAAUGGUUGCUGUGUAUAUUACUAGUCCUUGGAACGACUAUCAUUCAGGCUCAUGAUGGACAUGAAGACGAUGUUAUUGAUAUUGAGGAUGCCCUUGAUGAUGUCAUUGAAGAGGUGGAAGACUCAAAACCGAAACCAGAUAUCAGCACUCCUCCAUCUCCCAAGGUUACCUAUAAAGCUCCAGUUCCAACAGGGGAAGUAUAUUUUGUCGAUUCCUUUGAUAGAGGAACUCUAUCAGGGUGGAUUUUAUCCAAAGCCAAGAAAGAUGACACUGAUGAUGAAAUUGCUAAAUAUGAUGGAAAAUGGGAGGUAGAUGAAAUGAAGGAAACAAAGCUUCCAGGAGAUAAAGGACUUGUGUUGCUGUCUCGGGCUAAGCAUCAUGCCAUCUCUGCUAAAUUGAACAAGCCCUUCCUGUUUGAUACCAAACCUCUUAUUGUUCAGUAUGAGGUUAAUUUCCAGAAUGGAAUAGAAUGUGGUGGUGCCUAUGUGAAACUGCUUUCCAAAACCUCAGAACUCAACCUGGAUCAGUUCCACGACAAGACUCCUUAUACAAUUAUGUUUGGCCCAGAUAAAUGUGGAGAGGACUAUAAAUUGCACUUCAUCUUCCGACACAAAAAUCCCAAAACAGGUGUAUAUGAGGAAAAACAUGCAAAGAGGCCAGAUGCAGAUCUGAAGACCUAUUUUACAGAUAAGAAAACACAUCUUUAUACUUUAAUUUUAAAUCCAGAUAAUAGUUUUGAAAUAUUAGUGGACCAAUCUGUUGUGAACAGUGGAAAUCUGCUAAAUGACAUGACUCCUCCUGUAAAUCCUUCACGUGAAAUUGAGGAUCCUGAAGACCAGAAGCCAGAGGAUUGGGAUGAGAGACCAAAAAUACCAGAUCCAGAUGCUGUGAAACCAGAUGACUGGGAUGAAGAUGCCCCUGCUAAGAUUCCAGAUGAAGAGGCCACAAAGCCUGAGGGCUGGUUAGAUGAUGAGCCUGAAUAUGUACCUGAUCCAGAUGCGGAGAAACCAGAGGAUUGGGAUGAAGAUAUGGAUGGAGAAUGGGAGGCUCCUCAGAUUGCCAAUCCUAAGUGUGAUUCAGCCCCAGGGUGUGGUGUGUGGCAGCGACCUAUGAUUGACAAUCCCAGUUAUAAGGGCAAAUGGAAGCCUCCCAUGAUCGACAAUCCUAACUACCAGGGAAUCUGGAAACCACGGAAAAUACCAAAUCCAGAUUUCUUUGAAGAUCUGGAACCUUUCAGAAUGACUCCUUUUAGUGCUAUCGGUUUGGAACUGUGGUCCAUGACCUCAGACAUUUUUUUUGACAACUUUAUCAUUUGUGGCGAUCGAAGAGUAGUUGAUGAUUGGGCCAAUGAUGGUUGGGGUCUAAAGAAAGCUGCUGAUGGGGCUGCUGAGCCUGGUGUAGUGGGGCAGAUGAUCGAGGCAGCUGAGGAGCGCCCCUGGCUGUGGGUAGUCUACAUUUUGACUGUAGCUCUACCUGUAUUUCUCGUUAUCCUCUUUUGCUGUUCUGGAAAGAAACAGUCCAGUCCUGUGGAAUACAAGAAGACUGAUGCUCCACAACCAGAUGUAAAGGAGGAAGAAGAGAAGGAAGAGGAAAAGGACAAGGGAGACGACGAGGAGGAUGCUGAAGAGAAACUUGAAGAGAAGCAAAAAAGUGAUGCUGAAGAAGAUGGUGGCACUGUCAGCCAAGAGGAAGAAGAUAGAAAACCUAAAGCAGAGGAGGAUGAAAUUUUGAACAGAUCACCAAGAAACAGAAAGCCACGAAGAGAGUAAAACAAUCUUAAGAACUUGAUCUGUGAUUUCCUCUCCCUCCCUUUCCCCUUCAAGUAUGGUCCCAGGAGAGGACCUGGCACACCUUAGGUUGAAACUCAGAAAACCUCCAGACGUCACCAUCAACAGGUUCCAGUUGAACACUAGCCCGUGUAAUUUUAAACAUCUAGCAGUAAAUAAUUGCACUUGUGACAUAAGGACCCUGUUUCUGUAGAAAGAAAGUAUUUAACAUAAUGGUUGUGAAACAUGAAGCAACUAACUUGUAUUUUUUUGUUUCUAAACAUCUUUGUUUUUUAAAAAUAGAUAGAACUUUGCCGAUCUUUAAAAUCUUGGCUUAAUUUAAUAUAUUAGUCUGUCCAUGCAGAAAUAACACCAACCUUUAGAAAUGCUAGGGGGGUGAAUUGCAGUUUUUAUAACCAAUUCUGUUUUUUAAGUUUGGUAUUGCAGAACUUUCAAGUGUCUCUGUCCCUUAAAAUUGAUGAUCAUGUUGAAAGUGCAGUCAUUUGUGGUUAAAAUCUUGUUUUGCUUGCUUCCAUUACUCAGUUCCUUGUAAGGAAACAGAGGAGAGGGAUUGGAUGGAAAUCCAAAUUCAUAUAAAGGUUCUGUUUAAAUUGUAUGAAAAACAGACAUAAAAAAAAACAAAAAACCUUUAAACUUGAUCUUGAUUAGACCAUGAAGUAUGUAUUUUCCAUUGUCCUCAGAACAGCUCAGUUCCCAGAUGCUGUGCAGUUAGUGGAGGAGGUAGCAUCAUGUGUCACAGGGCUUUCAUAUUUCACACACCAGGAGGGUAUAGGCUCCUGCCUUCUUGAACAGGUAGCUUUUUAUGAAACGCUAGCAGGGCAUGUGAGCUCUAGAAUAGAUGCCGAUGUUUUCAUCACUUCUUUCACUGUGUUGACACUUUUCUUACUACUUCCUUCAAUUCCCAGAGCUUUCUCCUCUGCUAUGCAUUUUCUUCACAGUGCAGCUUGCAGUCCAAUGCUGAAAAUAAUUAUAAGCUCUGCAUAGUGUUAAGCUUUAUUGUGAUUAUGUGUAUGUUUCUUCCUUUAAAAGCAGACCCACACCUUUCCAGGGUCAAAAUACAGGACAGAAUACUACCUUUCAUUUUGAUCCAUUUUUUUCACUCUGUGUAAAGACUUACAAGUCUAAUCCAGAGGCUAGCCAAUUCAGAAUUGAACAUAAUUGAACACAGGCUGAAAGUAUUUAUGGGAGAAGUGACGAUUAGCAUGAGUUAUCUGAUUUUUGUAGCUGCUAAACCUUUUGUCUUCAUUUGCAGUUCAUGUAACAGUUGUGUCUUAAAUUACACGAUAAAGCAGUCCUGUUAAAUUUUUUUUUUUAGUUAGUAUGUGGCUUGUAGGAAUUUUUUAAAAAGUGAUCUUAGGUUUUUGUUAUUUCUUUUGGGAUGCAGAUGGGUGCUAUCAGAGCCUCUCCCCCAUCAUUAUAGUGUAAUAAUAUCACUAUUACACCACACUGAAAUGUAUUCAGAAUUAGAUGUUGUUUUAGCUUUAUUCUUCAGAGGUGUUUCAAAUGUACCGAUGAUACUGUUCUUGCACUGAAUAUAUAAACACUCCAGAGUGUUUAUAUCGGGGAGAUAAUGGGGAGGAAGUAUAUUCAUAAAAAAUGAAGGCUGUAUCUGUUUAUCUUCAAGUUUUUACUAGUUCCCUUAAAUUUUUAUGAGGGUGGGAUGCAUUUUUCUUGCUCUUCAGUGCUUUAUCUUUUCAUCUAUUGUCUGUGGUCAUAGUGACCUUAGCUAUGUAGCAGAUUUUUCCCAGAUGUAUUGAGUACAAAUAAACAAUUACUUAGCAAGACCUGAAAAUAUGUCUGCAGGUUUCUCCUUGAAGCAAGAGUGUGGAAUCUAUUGCAUUUCCAGAAAUUGCCUUCACGAUCCUCUGAUGUUGUAUUUCAUGCCUCACAGUUUCUUUCCAGCUGAGCUGUGGAAUGAGCAGUUUGAAUCAAUGGUGUGUUUAUUUGCUUUUCCAUGGUUAUUUGGCAAGGUUUGUCCCCCAAAAAGAAGUCUCUUUUUCACUGUUUUUGUUUAAAGGUAUCCAGCCUCCUAAUUGUCUGACACAUUAAUGAAUGACCAGCAGCAGUGUUCAGCUAUCAAAAAGGCACUUACGUUAUGAUUUUACAUGCUGGUUAUCUGUCCCAUUGUUGUAAAAUGUUCCCUCAAUCAGUUGUUUUGCUCAGUUUCUCUUACCCACAAAAUCUCCCCAUUUUUCUCAAACUGUCACAUUACUAAAUGGUAUUACAUUAAAGCCCUGUGUUGUGUCUCCUUUUGACUGAACUUCUUCGUAGUAACCUUCAGUUUGUGUUUUGCUCUUUCAAUAAUGGGUUAAUAUUUUAAUUGACCUGCAUGAAAGUUUGCUAAAAUAUCCAAACUGUUACAGACUUGAUAUACUCAGUAUAUACUUAAUACAUUGCAGCCCUUGGACUUAAUUCAGUCAUUUCAUUAUAGCUUUUGCUUUCUUUUCCUGCUGGAUUAGGUUCUGUAGUUUCUGUUGUAUAAUAGGAUGAUAGCAACUUAGAAAAGGGGAGAGAGUAAUUUGUGGAUAACAUCCUUGAAGAUUUAUGGGAACCUUUGGCGUUUUUUAAUUAGGAAAUAAUCUGCAGAAUCAGAAUCCAUCUUCACAUAUUCUUACAUAUUUCUGGGGUUUUGUGAGAAAAUUAGGCCAAAACAUUUAGUAGUGUACUUUUAGGUUUUUGGAUUGUUUAUUGAAGUACAUGAAAUGUAGUGUUCCUUGUUACUGUUUUUCCUAUUAAAAGUAGUUCUGGUAUAAAAAUUGUUUGAAGAUUGGUGAAAAGCAGGAUCAUGCAAUAGUCCAUGAGCUGUGGACACUUAACUUGAUGGACCAAUUAUUUUUUCACUGCAUUUGUUCAAGAACAAGUAAUACUAGAAUGAGGACUCAUUUUUUCUUAAUUUUAUUGCAACAAUUGUACUUCUCAAAAUUACAGCCUUUUCCUGGCACCUCUUGUUUAACUGUUUAACAAUUAGGGUGCCAGUACCUUGGUAUCUCUUAGCCCAGUAUCGACUAUCUAGUUUUCGAACUGACUGCUCCUGUUUUUUGCCUCUACAGUCUCCAAUCCCCUUUGCCUACUGGUUGUAAUGCCAGAGAAUAAUUGUC
Molecule: messenger RNA, 5293 nt
Organism: Talpa occidentalis (Iberian mole)
Lineage: Eukaryota; Metazoa; Chordata; Mammalia; Eulipotyphla; Talpidae
Gene: CANX
Product: calnexin
Exons: 15
Coding region: 399-2177 (592 amino acids)
Biological process (GO): protein folding
Cellular component (GO): endoplasmic reticulum; endoplasmic reticulum membrane
Molecular function (GO): calcium ion binding
Source: RefSeq, a predicted model, not a curated record